AUGGCUAUCCCAGAUCUAGUUAUCCCGGGAGCGGAGCAGCUCGCCAUCAAUGGAGGUACUCUUGACAAGGCCGCCGAUAUCGAGCUUCAGUAUGGCUAUAUCGACACAUUCCGCUCGGACAAGUUUCGACAUUUCUCCACCGACCCGUGGGCAUCGAGUUGUGAUACUGUUCCGCUUCCGAUAACCCACGACUUCCGGACAAAGGUGUUGAUUGUAGGUGCAGGUUACGUCUCCCUGCUCUUUGCAGGCCGCUUAAUUGAACAAGGUUUCAAACCGGAGGAUCUUAUCUUUGUUGACUCCGCCGCGGGGUUUGGCGGGGUUUGGUACUGGAACCGUUACCCUGGACUGAUGUGCGACGUCGAAAGCUACAUCUACUUGCCAUUGAUCGAGAAGACCGGGUUUGUGCCAAAGCACAAAUACUCCUACGGCCAGGAGCUUCGUUACUACGCCAAUCUUCUUGCAAAGACCCCGGGAGUUGAUGGCCGAGGUGUCUUCCGCUCCACUGUGACCGAGGCUGUCCGGGACCAAGGCAACGCCCAGUGGGACUGCCAACUGAGAACGCACACGGGCGAACAGGUCACCGUUCGGGCCGACUUGUUUAUCCUGGCCUCCGGGGUGCUCAGCCGCCCCAGGGUGCCUCGUAUCCCAGGCAUUGAGCACUUCAAGGGCCAUUCCAUGUCGAUACAGAUUGUGCCCGAGCUGGCUAAAUGGGUCCAGGAGCUGGUCGUCUUCCAGAGGACCCCGGCGGCAACGGAUCCGGUCGAGUUUCAGAAACAGGUCGCCACAUAUUCUGGAUGGCAAAAGGACAGAAUGAUCAACUUUGUCUUGUUUUUCAGCAACCUCCCGCGCAAAUCCGAGAUCAAUCUUGUGGACGACGCAUGGACGAUAUUGCCAUCAUUCAGCGGGGUGGUCGGUGGCCCACACGCCCAGUCAAUCACCCCUGACAAUCUGGCUCAGUAUGUCGAUAUAAUUCAGAAGCUCGACAUGGUCCGCCAGGACCGCGUGCGCGAGAUAGUCCAUGAUGCUGAGAUCGCCAAAGCUCUCCACCCAUGGUGUUCGGGGUUCUGCAAGCGUCCGUGUUUCCAUGACGAUUAUCUCGGCGCAUUCAACCGGCCGAACUUCAAGAUCGUCCACACCAACGCCAAGGGGGUGGAAGAAUUCACGGAGCGAGGCAUUGUCUCCGAUGGGGUUGAGCAUGAACUCGACCUCAUCAUUUUCAGAACGGGAUUUGAGCCCUUCACCGUCGGCAGUCCUGCCUAUCGCGCUGGAAUCAGGAUCAAGGGUCGUGGUGGACUGGACAUGGACGACAAGUGGGCCGAAGGUGUCAGCACUUUUCACGGAAUUCUUAGCCGGGGCUCUCCCAACCUCAUUCUGACGGGGUAUACGCAAGCUGGCGCAACGGUGAAUCAGGUCCACCAGAUGGGUGUACAGGCAGAACACGCCGCACAUAUCAUCUCUGAGGCGCUGAAGCGUGCGGCUGCCGACGGCAAAAACAGGGUUGUCGUCGAGCCGACGGAGUCGGCCGAAGAGGAGUGGGCCAUGCGGGUGGUGUCACAAGCCCAUGCCAUGGCCAUCUUGUUGAACUGCACUCCCAGUUACACGACCGCCGAAAGCGCGCUCCGAGCGGAUCUUCCGCCGGAAGUCCAGCUCAAGGCUGCUCAGGGCGCGACUUGA
This is a messenger RNA of Aspergillus brunneoviolaceus CBS 621.78, 1674 nucleotides long. RefSeq names its product flavin-containing monooxygenase. Lineage: Eukaryota; Fungi; Ascomycota; Eurotiomycetes; Eurotiales; Aspergillaceae. The coding region runs from base 1 to 1674 and encodes 557 amino acids. The record is from RefSeq and is a predicted model, not a curated record. The transcript is spliced from 4 exons.